Molecule: messenger RNA, 4265 nt
Organism: Nymphaea colorata (pocket water lily)
Lineage: Eukaryota; Viridiplantae; Streptophyta; Magnoliopsida; Nymphaeales; Nymphaeaceae
Product: protein GIGANTEA
Exons: 16
Coding region: 613-4131 (1172 amino acids)
Biological process (GO): regulation of long-day photoperiodism, flowering; response to stress; regulation of circadian rhythm
Cellular component (GO): nucleus
Source: RefSeq, a predicted model, not a curated record
UGAACGCUGAGCUGCCAAAUGAUUUGCACCCCCAAAAACCGAAUCAAAAGAAGGGCGAGGGGAGACCCAAGCCGCGGCGCCAACGCCUUAGAUGUCCUGAAAAAUAUGAGAUAAACCUCGAUAAUUUUUUCUUUUUCCUCUGUGGCUUUGCUCGUUUUGCUUCAUCGGAGAGAGAGAGAGAGAGAGAGAUAGCGAGAGAGCGAGCGCAGUUAAGGAGAAAAGAAGGGGUCCGGAAACCCUAGAGUCUUUGCUUCCCGAGGAAGUGGCGGAGAGAAGGAGGCGGUAGCAAGGUCGGAUUACGGAGAGUCGGCGAUGCUGUACUUUUAAGAUUCGAAUCCAUUAUCAUGGUCAGAGAUUAAUUGGAGAAAUGAUAUGAAGAAAUAGAAAAGUAGGAAGUUUGGUGGUUAGUUCUAUUUGAAUAGAUUGGCAAAGUAAUAAAUUUGGGGGUAAUUAUUCUUCUUGCUCCCUUUCUCAAAGAGUUGAGGUGCGACUAAUUUGACCAGUUUUGGAGUUAUGUAUUACGACAACGGUUGAUCUGGAACAUAGGUGGCUGUUCAGGGACAUUUUGUUGUUUAAUUUCCCCGUUAAGAAGAAUCAGUUUAGGGAAAAGUAAUGUCUGCUUCAUGUAAAAGGUGGAUUGAUGGCCUCCAGUUCUCAUCCCUCUUCUGGCCUCCUCCACCAGAUGAGAAACAACGACAGGCGCAGGUUAUGGCUUAUGUUGAGUAUAUUGCUCAGUUUACUUCAGAGCAAUUUCCAGAAGAUAUUGGAGAGAUAAUACGGAAGCGAUACCCUAGCAAAAAUGUUUGUCUUCUAGAUGACGUACUGGCAAUCUUUGUACUUCAUCAUCCAGAGCAUGGACAUGCUGUUAUUCAUCCAAUACUUUCUUGUAUAAUUGAUGGGACAUUGAUGUAUGACAAGAAUUAUCCUCCAUUCAGCUCUUUCAUUACAUUAUUCAGCCCAAGAAGUGAGGAGGAUUAUUCCGAACAAUGGGCUCUGGCAUGUGGUGAAAUUUUGAGGGUAUUGACCCACUACAACCGUCCAAUUUACAAGGUUGAAAAUCAAAAUAGUGAAACUGAAAGGAGAAGCAGUGGCAAUCAUGCAUCAACCAGUGACAGACUGGAAAAAGAGCCCAGUCAUCCUCUUCUUCUUGAGCAUGAAAGGAAACCAUUCAGGCCUUUAUCUCCAUGGAUUACUGACAUCUUGUUAGCUGCCCCACUAGGUAUAAGAAGUGACUAUUUUCGCUGGUGUGGUGGAGUUAUGGGCAAGUAUGCUGCUAGUGGAGAACUCAAACCACCAACAAUUGCUAGCAGCCGUGGAACUGGAAAACACCCUCAGCUCAUGCCAUCAACUCCUAGGUGGGCUGUUGCGAAUGGAGCUGGUGUGAUUCUGAGUGUGUGUGAUGAAGAAGUUUCCAGAUAUGAAACUGCAAAUUUAACUGCAGCUGCUGUCCCUGCCCUUUUACUACCUCCUCCAACAACAGAUCUGGAUGAACAUCUAGUUGCAGGGUUGCCUGCUCUUGAGCCAUAUGCACGCUUGUUUCACAGGUACUAUGCAAUAGCUACUCCAAGUGCAACACAAAGACUUCUACUUGGUCUUUUGGAAGCACCGCCUUCUUGGGCACCAGAUGCACUUGAUGCUGCUGUGCAGCUUGUGGAGCUUCUUAGGGCAGCUGAAGAUUAUGCAACUGGAAUGAGGCUCCCAAGGAACUGGAUGCAUUUGCACUUCCUUCGUGCUAUUGGCACAGCAAUGUCCAUGAGGGCAGGCAUUGCUGCAGAUGCUGCUGCCGCUUUACUUUUCCGAAUACUUUCUCAGCCUUCAUUACUUUUUCCUGCUGCUAGACCAACUGAAGGCAUAGGUGUCCCUCGUGGACCUCUUGGUGGUCUGCCUUCGUGCUAUAGUAAACAGGUUGAAGUUCCUGCCCUGGAUGCUACAAUAGAAGCUACAGCUCAAGGAGUUGCAUCACUUUUAUGUGCCCAUGGACCUGAGGUUGAAUGGAGAAUCUGUACAAUCUGGGAAGCUGCAUAUGGCUUACUUCCUUUGAGUUCAUCAACUGUUGAUUUACCUGAAAUAGUGGUAGCCACCCCAUUGCAGCCACCAGUUCUAUCGUGGAAUCUGUAUCUUCCACUGCUCAAAGUGUUGGAGUAUCUCCCUAGGGGAGGGCCUGCUGAAGCAUGCCUUAUGAGGAUCUUUAUAGCUACUGUUGAAGCAAUUCUGAAGAGAACAUUUCCUUUGCAUCCUUCAAAAGUUCAGGUAAAGUUGUCACGCUUCACCAGCAAUGGUAUAUCUUCAAAUUCAAAGGGUCUUGCCGUGGCAGAACUUCGUACAAUGGUUCAUUCUUUAUUUCUCGAGUCAAAUGCUUCAGCAGAUCUUGCCUCUCGUCUAUUGUUUGUAGUGUUGGCAGUUUGUAUUAGUCAUGAAGCUCUGCCAAAAGGAAGUAAAAGUCCCCCUGGUGAUGGGAGAGGUACAAUUCAUUACUCAGAGAUGGUGUCUGAAGAAACAGUGAAUGAAAAAUCCGCAAACAUCCGAAACCAGAACAAAACAAAAGGACCAGUAUCAGCAUUUGAUUCGUAUGUGCUGGCAGCUAUAUGUGCUCUGGCAUGUGAGCUUCAAUUGAUUCCUCUUAUUUCACAAAAUAACAAAGCACCUAGUUCUAGAGACUUGACUAAUGCCAGGACAGCAAAGGUUAAUGGAGCAUCUUCUCAUUUAAGAAAUGAUACGUGCUCAGCAGUAUGUCAUACACGUAGGUUUUUGGGAAUUUUAGAGGCACUAUUUUCAGUGAAACCAUCUUCAGUUGGCUCAAUGUGGAGUUACAGUUCUAAUGAUAUAGUAGCUGCUGCUAUGGUUGCUGCUCACGUUUCUGAGCUCUUUCGAAGGUCAAAGCCUUGCAUGCAUGCACUUGCUGUUCUAAUGCGGUGUAAAUGGGACACUGAGAUAUGCAACAGAGCCUCAUCACUCUAUCACCUUAUAGACAUUCAAUGGAAAACUGUUGCCUCAAUAGUGAAUAAGGCAGAACCCUUGGAAGCACAUGUACUGCGUGUUCCUGAAAGGAAUGAAUCUGAUGCGUGCUUCCAUGUCAGGAAACAGUUGAAGUCAUCAAACAUUGACAGUUUGAAAGCAGGUGAAGAAUCAUCAUCCGAGAGGGAAGGAGAUAAUGUAUCAGAUAUGUUCUUAAAAUGCAAAAAGCCAACGGUCCUGAAUGAUGCAAUACUAAGUACAUCUGGAAAAAGUGUAGCAAAUCUUCCUGUAGAUGCAUUAGAUCUUGCUAAUUUCCUAACGACAGAUGGAUAUGUUGGAUUUAGCUGCAAUGCACAGAUUCUUUUAAGAUCAGUGCUUGCAGAGAAGCAAGAAUUGUGCUUCUCUGUUGUAUCUUUACUGUGGCACAAGUUGAUCGGUGCACCUGAAAUGCAAAUGAGUGUUGAAGGCACAUCUGCCCAGCAAGGGUGGAGGCAGGUAGUCGAUGCAUUGUGCAAUGUUGUAUUGGCCUCACCAACAAAGGCAUCAACGGCAAUUGUCCUUCAGGCAGAUAGAGAUUUGCAGCCUUGGAUUGCAAGAGAUGACGAGCAAAGCCAGAAAUUGUGGAGGAUCAAUCAGAGAAUUGUUAAUUUGCUAGCAGAACUUCUUAGGAACCAUGGCACACCAGAAUCGUUGAUGAUUAUUGCUAGUGCUUCGGAUCUUCUUCUCCGAGCUACUGAUGGAAUGCUUAUUGACGGAGAAGCAUGUACAUUACCACAGUUGGAGCUAUUGGAAGCAACAGCUAGAGCAGUUGAACUUGUUUUUGACUGGGGUGAAGCAGGAUCUGCUGUUGCCGACGGCCUAUCAAAUUUAUUAAAGUGCCGUCUUCCUGCAACUGUUCGCUGCCUGUCUCAUCCCAGUGCACAUGUCCGUGCCCUCAGCACAUCGCUUCUGCGAGACAUCUUACAUAUCGAUUCCCUCAAAUCCAAUCCUGUACAAGAGGAUGUAAGGGGAAUUCCCGUGCCUCCUUACCGCACCUUAACAAUCGGUACCAUCAACUGGCACGCUGACCUUGAGAAAUGUGUGGCAUGGGAGGCACACAGCAGGCGUGCUACUGGAUUGACGCUCACUCUGCUUGUUGCUGCUGCGAAGGAGUUGGGUUGUGUUGUUCCUGUCUGAAUUCUCCGUAGUUAACUAUGUUAGAUAAGCCAAUAACUCUAAUAUCGUGUUAGAAAAAUUCAAACUCAAGAACAUCGAUGAAUGAAAAUUGCGGCAAGCGGCAGAUUAAUAGAAGUAAGAGAAUUUCCAAGAGA